GUAAUUUUCAAGUAUAUCAAACUUGUUUUACCACAUGUUCUUCUGGUUGCUGUCGUAUGUUUGUAUGCGAUAGCUGGUGCAUGGAUUUUUUAUAGUCUCGAAUCACCUCAUGAAGAUAAGUUAAAGAAAAUUGGUAUACAAAAGAUUGGUGAAUUACGCAACGAGCUAAUUCAAGCAUUAUGGAUGGAACGUAAAGAGUUGAAACGAAAUGGCAAAAUGGAUAAUUGGAUUCACGUAACGGACGUGAAACUUCAAAUAUUCGCAUUUUCAAAACAAAUAUCGAUAAACGGAGUGUUAAUACGAAAGAAAGAAAGUAUAGGUAUAUUUUGGUUCACUGGAUGUUACGGAUUAGCAAAUUGCUAA
This is a messenger RNA of Loa loa (African eye worm), 363 nucleotides long. RefSeq lists its product as hypothetical. The record is from RefSeq and is a predicted model, not a curated record. The annotation marks the transcript as partial. The transcript has 3 exons. NCBI's taxonomy places the organism in Eukaryota, Metazoa, Nematoda, Chromadorea, Rhabditida, Onchocercidae.